AUGAUUCCAGAAAGUAGCAAAGUGUUUAUGAAAUUAAGAGUGGCACCACAUGAAAGUAAACACAGUGUGGUAUAUAAUGGAAUUAGUGCCAAUGACUGGUUAUGUCCAGGUGGAAUUAGUUCAAAACAAAAGAAUGAUUCAUCCAGUGUGAGUAUUGAAGCGUUAUCCAAAAGACCCCAUACUGCUAAUAGCAUUCUUGUGAUCAAACAUAAUCCACAAUAUCGCGGUUUAGAGAAGUAUGAGACAUUAACUGGUAAUAGUUACAAUUCCAGAAGCGGAAGUGGCUCACAGACUUCAGAUAGUGGCUUUGUCAGACCACCAACGUCCAUAAAGAGACCUGUGACUGCUUUUAGUUCAAGGACUUUGAAAAGAGGGAUCGCUCUUGCGACUCAUUACAACAUUGCUAGUAACAAUUCAAAGAAUGCAGAUUUAGAUUUGACUAUUCAGUCGUCGCAUUGCAAGGACGUACAGUCCAGAAAAAUAUGUUGGGAUGUUACGCCUGAAGUCAGCAAAGUUGAUCCGACCAAAGAGACGUUUGAUACCAUAGAGGGGAUAAGAAGAAGCUACCAAACACGAGCUCAGUCAGCACCAGCUUGUGUUAACAGAACCAGAACCCAAACUGUAACCCAAGAUUAUAGAACCAAGACUAACCUUUAUUGGCGAGCUAAAUCAGCAUACCACAGAAGGAAUAUGACUAAGGAAGAUUCAACCGAAGAUGGUAGCAAAUAUAAAGCAAAUCAUCAAAAACAAGAGCAACAUGGAUCUCUCCUUAGACCUCUUCUGUUUUCAUCAGAUGGUGUUAUUAAACACAGUGCUGGUUGUCCGUAUAAAUGCAAGGGAUGUUUCAAAGCUUGUCUAGUAUCACAGGAUUAUCUAAACAGAGACCAGGAGGCAUCACAAGCUUCGUGGAGAAAACAAAGAAGAAUAAAACGUGGACCAGGAUUUGCAGUGGAGUUUGCUUUAGCUAAAAGUCAGCCUUUGUAUCAGCUUCUUCAUAAUCACAAAAAUGGUGGAAUUAAACCAUCCGAAGAUAGCCAAACCAAAAUAGUUGACGACUCAAAUGGAACCGAGACCGUUAACAAAACUACUCCAAAUCAAGCUGAACGAAAUCACAGAUUGGGCCAACGGCCGAUGAAUACCAAACCAUACCAGCAACCCGAGAGGGAUAUUAGUAAACCUAAUGAUCCAUGUUCAGAGAAAGAUCAGUGUAAACCUUCAGAGAAGAAUCAAAGUAACCAACUGGAGGAAAUUGAUCUGAGUAAAUUACGACAGCAUGAUGAAGAUAAAGCAAACCAACAGGCUGCGCAAACCAAAAUAACAACCCAAAACUCCAAGCCAGGAUUAGAGCAAUCUCAAAGUAUCAAUGUACAUAAACCAAAAUAG
Molecule: messenger RNA, 1383 nt
Organism: Lottia gigantea (owl limpet)
Lineage: Eukaryota; Metazoa; Mollusca; Gastropoda; Lottiidae
Exons: 1
Coding region: 1-1383 (460 amino acids)
Source: RefSeq, a predicted model, not a curated record